UAAGGUAACGUGGUAACCAAGUGGUAACAAGAGAAGAAGGGAAGUUGAUAAUUUAUUAUUGUUAAUAAUUAUUUUGUGGAAGAAUAUAUAAUAUUAUUACUUGAUUUUCACUUGAAUGAAAUGAUAAAAUCAAUGAGAUACAAUUUAUUUCGUCCAAUGCCAUCUUGUAUUCAUAAGAUUAAUAUAAGCACAAUAAUUUGGAAGGGUAAUAUUUUGGAAAACUAUCUUAAAGAAAUUCCGAGAAACAUAGAACUGAAAAGGUUUUACGGACCAUCCGCUGAAGAAGUAGUGAGAGAUGUAAAUUUGGAAAACAAAACGUGCCUCAUAACCGGUGCAAGCGGAAGUAUUGGGAUGCAGUUGGCGCGCUGUCUGAGUUUGCGCGACUGCAAUGUCCUCAUGGCCUGCCGCAAUAUCUACAAGGCAUCGCAAAACGCAAAACGCAUCUGCGAAAAAAGCGAUCGACUCAUUUACUACGAUGUGAACCUGGCUUCUCUGGCCUCAGUUAAGGAGUGUGCAAGUCGUAUAGUUAAAAAUGAAAAGAAAAUCGACAUUGUUAUUUUGAACGCAGCCACAUUUGGUAUACCCUGGACACUGACGGAGGAUAAACUUGAAACAACGUUCCAAGUAAAUUUUCUGAGCCAGUACUAUUUGUUGCUUCUUGUAACAAAUCUUCUCGCUCCUGAUGCACGUAUUGUAUUUACCUCGGCCGAAUCUCAUAAGAACAUAAAUUGGCCAACGGAAAAUAUAUUUACGCCCGUUUUGGAAAAUCUGUCCCUACCCAAACAUAAGUACACUUCCAUAAAGUCGUACAAUAUUUCGAAGCUGUGUGGAGUUCUACUGAUGCACUACUUGAGCAAUCAAUGGAGCAGCACUGGCAAGUCUGUAUUCUGUGCACAUCCCGGUUCCUUCAUAAAAACCGGCCUAUGUCGCAACUGGUGGUUUUAUGAAAUACUGUAUAACCUUAUGCUUCCAUUUACUAAGACUGCUGUACAAGGCGCUAGUACGAUCAUUUAUUGUGCAACCUCUCCGGAUCUUAAAGGAUUAACUGCAGCAUAUUUUAAAGACUGCAAACCCCAUGACGAAAGUGUACUUGCUAAAAAUUAUUACUUGUCAUAUAGAAUUCACGAUCUCAUACUUGAAAUAUUACGUGAGCGUCUGGAUGAUUUCGAUAAACUAAUGUGUGCCUUUAACUCUAGUAAAAGUAUGUAA
This is a messenger RNA of Maniola jurtina (meadow brown), 1209 nucleotides long. RefSeq names its product WW domain-containing oxidoreductase-like. NCBI's taxonomy places the organism in Eukaryota, Metazoa, Arthropoda, Insecta, Lepidoptera, Nymphalidae. The record is from RefSeq and is a predicted model, not a curated record. The coding region runs from base 121 to 1209 and encodes 362 amino acids. The transcript has 6 exons.